This is a messenger RNA of Rosa rugosa (rugosa rose), 441 nucleotides long. Its product is annotated as glycine-rich protein 23. The transcript has a single exon. The coding region runs from base 1 to 441 and encodes 146 amino acids. NCBI's taxonomy places the organism in Eukaryota, Viridiplantae, Streptophyta, Magnoliopsida, Rosales, Rosaceae. The record is from RefSeq and is a predicted model, not a curated record.
AUGGAGAUGCGGCGUAUCGUUUUUGUGCUUGCUCUUGUUGCUUUAUUAGCAUCAGCAGCUUGUGCACGUAUGGUGCCUGGUGAUCAACCCGCUACUAGCCCUAAUGAGAAAACAGCCGUUUUGGAUGCUACUGCACCUAAGGCAGCUGCCCCGACUGGCGUUAAAGACAAGAAGUGCAUCGGUGCUGUUGGUGGAUUCGCUGGAAUGGGAGGCGUAGCUGGAGUCGGCGGUGUGAUGCCUCUUCUUGGUGGUGGGAUCGGAAAAUUUGGUGGAAUAGGUGGAGUUGGAGGUCUUGGCGGAGUUGGUGGAGUAGGCGGUAUUGGCGGAACUGGCGGUGGAGUUGGUGGCCUAGGCGGUGGAGCUGGUGGUGUUGGCGGUGUCGGGGGAGCUGCUGGUGGAGGAGCCGGCGGAAUUGGGGGAAUUGGUGGCCUUCACCCAUGA